Messenger RNA from Betta splendens (Siamese fighting fish), 3549 nucleotides. It is a transcript of the gene cerk, whose product is annotated as ceramide kinase. The coding region runs from base 130 to 1830 and encodes 566 amino acids. Lineage: Eukaryota; Metazoa; Chordata; Actinopteri; Anabantiformes; Osphronemidae. The record is from RefSeq and is a predicted model, not a curated record. Gene Ontology annotation, molecular function: kinase activity. The transcript has 13 exons.
ACUCUCCUCUUGACAGUUCAGACCAACCGGUCUCACGAACGCUCGCACGCGCUUUGCGAUGUGGCCCAGAACAAAGUUGAGUCGCUCACCGGGACGACGUCGAUUCUAGUGGCACCUCCGUGGGAGACUAUGGAAAAGCAGCCUAGACUGUUCUCGUCGGAGUUUUUUCACAAGAACAGACAAGUAGAACUUGUGCUGAGUCGCGGCGUUUUAGCGUGGAGGGAACUCGACAAGGGCGGAAAACGAGGCUCUGACAUCAAGAGCGCACCUGAAACAGCUCACGGUCAUUCUGUUCAGGUGUGUGAAAUUGUGGCCGUCCACAAGACGGAAGGUGAUGGAAAGGAUCAGGGAAGUAACAGGAGUCGGAAGAAAGCAAAUAAGCACGUCCUGCUGCUUCCCUAUGCAUUUACAGCUUUUUUUGUGAGGAGGACUCAGCAGCACCAGUGGCGCUGUAGUGAGAUCACCUUCCACUGUGCCAGUCACAGCCUCCGUGAGCAGUGGAUCCAAGCGCUCAGCGAGCAGCUGUCGUCACUCACCAACCGACCGAAGAGCCUUCUGGUCUACAUCAAUCCCUACGGGGGGAAGCGGCGCGGCAAGCGUAUUUACGAGCAGAAGGUGGCUCCACUGUUUCGCCACGCUGGCAUCUCAGCUGACGUGAUUGUGACCGAGUAUGCCAAUCAUGCCAGGGACCACUUGAAGACAGAGGCUAAUUUAGAUAAAUAUGACGGGGUGGUGUGCGUGGGUGGAGACGGCAUGUUCAGCGAGGUCUUGCACGGCUUGGUCGCCAGGACCCAAAGUGACCACGGCGUGGACCAGAAUCAACCAGACGCUCAGCUGGUGCCGUGUUCUUUACACAUAGGGAUCAUUCCCGCAGGAUCCACUGACUGCAUCUGCUUUGCCACAAUUGGAACCAAUGACCCUGUUACUUCUGCUCUACACAUUAUUGUUGGUGACUCCCAGCCAAUGGACGUGUGCUCCGUUCAUCACAGCGACAUCUUCCUCAGAUACUCCGUCUCGUUGCUUGGCUACGGUUUCUAUGGGGAUGUACUGACAGACAGCGAAAGGAAGCGAUGGCUGGGUCCUGCCAGAUAUGACCUGUCAGGGGUAAAGACAUUUCUGAGCCACAACUACUAUGAAGGUUCUGUCUCCUUCCUACCCGCCGAGGACACCAUAGGGAACCCCAGGGACAAGCUGCGGUGUCGAUCUGGGUGCCAUGUGUGUCAGCACAAGCCCUCAUCAAAGGACAGCGAGUGGGACAUGUCAGAGGAGAAGGAGAAGUUCAAUGAAGGCGGCAGCGGUGGUUGGAGCGUGAUCCGUGGGAAGUUCAUCGCCAUUAAUGCAGCAUGCAUGAGCUGCGCAUGCCCACGCAGUCCCAAAGGCCUGUCGCCCUCCGCUCACCUCGCCGACGGCACCGCCGACCUCAUCCUCGUUAGGAAGUGUUCCCGCCUGGGCUUCUUCAGACACCUGCUUCGCCACACCAACAAAGGAGACCAGUUCGACCACGCAUUCGUGGAGGUCCACCGGGUGAGGGGCUUCCGCUUCCAGCCGCGGCACCAGGAGCCCGUCUCCCUGGAAGACCUGAGCGAGGCGCCCAAGAAGACGCGGUUCGGGACCAUGUGCUCGGCCCAGACCACCUGCGGCUACGGCGCCGCCCACAGCAGCUGGAACUGCGACGGGGAGAUCCUGCCUCACGCCGCCAUCCAAGUCAGCGUCCAGAGCCGGCUGAUCCGGCUGUUUGCUCGUGGCAUCGAGGAGCCGCAGCGCUUCACGUUUGAAGACCCCAGCAGCCCGUGGGCCCUUGAGCCAGGCACGCAGCAGCCAGCGGCCUGAGAGCGGGACAGGACAAGAGCUGCCGCAAGGCAAAACAAGCAGGAUGCAUUUGGCGAGGCUUUUAAUCACAACAGUCUCAGGUGACGGUAUCUGGAGUGUGUGGCACAGAUGUUUGCUAUGCACAAGGAGUGGUGGAGCCAACCUGCCGCCACCAGCCAUAAAGAAGAAAUGGAUGGAGACUUGUGGGGAUGCUACAUCUGGUGACUGAACACUUAUCUCUUCAGACACCGAGGCCGUUAAGGUGCAAAACUGUCUCAGCUCUACGAAGUGAGCUGAGCUCCUACAGCUGCUGGUCCUAUACACUGAUUUCUUGGGUGUGUGUGUUUGUGUGUGUUUUUGGGAAAUGAAGUUAGGGCUCGGAGGAUUUUAAGCCGCCCAGGUAUUCACGCAGCCAGAUGAAACGGGGCUGAACUGCACCGAGCCGGACUCGGCUGCAGCAUCCAGCAGCAGGUCUGCUCGCUGCCACGAAGGAGAACUCAAAUAGGAUUCCUCCCUGAACGGCGAAGGGGAGACAGCCGAGGAAGAUAAAGCUUCAUAGCGAGGAUGAAGAGGAGCCAGACUCAAAGAAAUGUCAGCUCUGCUCCCAAAAUAAAGCCUCCCAUGCAAUCUGAUCUUCCUUUUUGGGCAAAAAAAAUCAUAUUAUCUGUGACCCAGGUGAAAGCAGAUACCAGCCAGGGGCACUAAUGAAAAGAGUGGAAUACCCUGCUAAUACACUAACAGGACCCUGGUGGCUUGUGCGUAAUAAGGCAAAGUGGUUGCUAAGUGAUUUGCUGUGUCUCAGCACUGCUGCGCUGCACCUGUGGCUCUGAGCUCGGCUCCUCUCCAGCCAGAAGACUACAGACAGUUCAGCCCUCACCUGGGAUUAGCCGGGAAUUAUGCAUUGUUAUUAUAAGAGAUAAUAUGUUGCCUGCUUCCCAAAUUAGCCCCGUUUAGCUUCUUGGAGUGGGUCAGGCUGGUCCUGAUGCUGCCGGAGAAAGGUCAGCGGAGGCGCGAGGCGGCAGCUUUGAUUUCUGCUGCCGCUGCGUUACGCUGCGUACACUACAUAAUACGGCAUUAGGGUGAGCUUUCACAGUCUCUGCAGAGGCGUGCAGCGUCCAGGUGUGUGCGUGUCUGUGUUUGUGCGCCAAUCUGAUGAGUUUGCUACAUCACAAUUGGUCUCAGGACCACUAUUGUGCAGAUGCUCUCCAACUGCAGCCAGCACUAUGUCAAACACUUAUGGAGGAGCACGCACACACACACACACACACUGCCUGUCUGUUGUGUGUAUCACUGUCACACACUCCCUCCCUGACUUGUAACUCCAUCAAAGCCACCUCCUCUCUUUGAAUCCUCAUCCGCUUCCUUAAUGCCGACUCCGGAUUCCGAUAGCGUUUCACCUUCACCGCUCAUUUCCGUCACCUCACGAUGUGUGAUGUUCUGCAAUUGACAGUGUGAAGUCAGCUUUCGAGUCCGCACACACUCGGAUGUGGAAUCGGUGGAUGUGAGGAUCAUUUUAGCAGUUUAGUAAUAGUUGGCUCAUAUCAUAAAUGCUGCAAAAGGCUAGAAAACACUGCUUCAGGGAAAGUCGACCAAAUGUGGAUAACUUGGCAUCACAUACAUUGUUUAUUUCCUUCCUCCUAUUUUGUGUCAUUUGUGUUGGAGUAAACCCGUCAAACUGUGAUAUGAGUAGAUAUACGAUCUAUUUGAUGAACAUUCUUAAUAAAGUUCUGGUUUCACUGC